Ornithodoros turicata is the source of this 11109-nucleotide messenger RNA. Its product is annotated as F-box only protein 32-like. Gene Ontology annotation, cellular component: cytoplasm; nucleus; SCF ubiquitin ligase complex. Gene Ontology annotation, biological process: protein ubiquitination. The coding region runs from base 191 to 1360 and encodes 389 amino acids. NCBI's taxonomy places the organism in Eukaryota, Metazoa, Arthropoda, Arachnida, Ixodida, Argasidae. The transcript has 8 exons. Gene Ontology annotation, molecular function: protein binding. The record is from RefSeq and is a predicted model, not a curated record.
CAACAAAAGCCAUGCAGAGGGACGCGCAAUCAACGAACUCGUAGCUGUCAGUUUACCUGCUAUGUGAAUAAGCGAACGGAGGGUAACACACGCUUGUUUUGUAGUCACAUAUAUUGCGUUGUAGAAUUGUCCUGGGACCGAGGAAUUACACACAGCUGUGACGAAGUGAAACUGCGUCGUUAUCUGGAACAUGCCGUUCAUCGGCAGAGACUGGCGUUCACCAGGUGAAACUUGGGUGAAAACCAACGAAGGGUGGGAGAAAAAGAAGAUCUUGGAAUUUUACUGCUGUGCUGAAAAGGGCCUCACAGACCUUGAAGGUGGGCAGGCUGGACUAUGGAAAAUGCCAGAGGAAAAUGCUGAACAUGACAAAGGGAAAAACAUCAAUGACAACAGCUGUGAUGCCAAUGAGAAUGCAGUCUGUAUGGAACUGGAGAGCAGUCGCAAAUAUCUCCAGCAGCCCUUUUGCCAAAUUACUCUCAAGUGUACACGUGAGGUGGCGGGUUACAACACAAUAAGUGAAGCAUUCAGACGUUUGGAUUUUCAAAGCGGUAUCCGAGACAUCAGAAGGUUCAAUUAUAUUUGCAAGCUUUUGCACUUGCUGAUCACUGAGAAUUUGACUACAUUAAGUGGUUGUGCCACCAAGGUGCUGUUCACUAUGCUUGAAGAAGUGGCCUUUCAGGUUGCCAACAGCCAACAGAACAUUCAUGUGUUACAGCUUCUGCUUCAGGACAUGGAGCAGACGCUGCGCAAGUAUCAGUGCUGGGGUCGUCCUCUUGGAUCGACACAGUUGUGGGCACAGCACCAGCGCACUUUGCAGCGUAUUGUCAGCAUACGGAGAAGCAUACAGAUCAGGGGUCCACCUUCUGACUCUCCACAUCCACAAUUUCUACACUUGCCUCCAGAGUUACUCCGUGAGAUCUUGCUGAAGCUCACUGAUUACAGGGACUUGGUAAACAGUGGCAAGGCUUAUCCUGUGCUUCAGGAACUCAUUGAUGAAGAGUACAUCUGGCACCAGCUCUGCUUAUUCCACUUCAGCCCUGCACAGCUUGAGCACCAACUGAGCACUUUACUGAUGAACUCACCAAAACAAUCUUCGACAGUCGAAAAGAAGUCUGAAGUUGCACACUGGCACACAAUGUUCCGCAGACUGCAGCGAAAGCAUGGCCUGCGAGAGGAGUAUGCGGAUAGUCUUUUCCUCUGUCGGCACUGCAGGUGCCUCUUCUGGAAGUCAUUUGGCCACCCCUGCCUGAAGCUGGAUGAUGUGGAAAGAAGCAAGCCAGUUGGUGAAGAGAGAGGUCACCCUGUGCCCAUCUGCAUCCCGGUCACCCCUCAGGCGUUUCUCAAGUUUUUCUCGCUCUGAACUGAGUCACUCAAGUUUCCGACUUAUGAAGCACAACUGGAAAGGCAUGAUGAAAUGGAUGGAUGGAUUGGAUGCAUGGCAGGGACCACGUUUUUCUAAAAUGACCUGUCUACUACGAUGAACUCUGAAGACUGUCCCUCAGCAAGUAUAUUUACAAGUUAUACAUGUACAUAUACAUGUGACUGUGAAUAUGUACAUACAGUUGCACACUAUUUUGUUUUAAGUGUAGGAUCAUGAUUCCAAUCUUCCAUUUUGUUGUAAGCUGUUUUUAAUAUAUUGCAUCAAGCAUGUUGAUGUCACACAUGCACAGCAUUGCUUUGUUUCAAAGGACCAUUUUGUACAGGGUUUUUCAUGUGGACCCAAUCAACUUUUAGUCUCUACAGAACAGAACAUACAUACCGGUGUGAAAUCUUCCUGAAACGAAUUGAAAAGGAUUGUUGGAUGAUAUGUUUAUCUGUAUGAGCACCCGCUCUACUUUCUGCCAACAUCUUUGAAGAUUCCUUGUGGCAUGAAGCAUUGCUUAAACGUCUGGCACUGCCAGCCAUGAAAUAUUUUUUGUUGAAGGGACUGAUGUACGAAAGAGUAAGAAGGGAAGUUGCGUAAAUUACCACCUAGUUAUCAACGUGAAUGUUUGAAAUGCCCAGACAGGAAGAGUAGAAAAGCUGGUUAGAAGUACUGUUUAUGUCUGCUAACCUUUUUCACUAUGGGAUUGACUGGCGAUAGCAGAAGAGUCCCUGCUGCCCCAGGUCAUGAUUCCAUUGCUUCAACAAGGGGAAGUGGUUGGAUGCAGUGAGAUAGACUAAGGGCUCAUGGCAUGCAAUUUGUAGCCGGUCUUCAUGGUUAUUACAGUCGGAACUGAUGGUCGGGUCCCGGCAAAGCUGCGUGUAUUUCAACGGGGCAAAGUGCCCAGUAAUUCUAACAUAUGCUCCAGACUAAGCGUUGGCUCCGAAGCAUCGGCUGCGCGACGGCUGACGUGCUGCAUGCCCGUCAGGGACACCUUUAUUUUUUAAAUGUGAAUUUUACUCAUAACUUAUAAGUAGAGAUCAGAACCGAUUCGCGAAACAGUUCAGACAUAAUGUACGCUGUGAGAGAUUGGAACUGCGAUUUACACAGCAGAUUGAGCCGCAUUGUCAAACAAAUACGAAACCGAAACUGAACAAAACAAAAUUUCAACCCAAAUGCACAAGGUAUUUGGUAUUUCCUCCUCGCAGCUAUUCCGUUCAUUCAGUUGUGUUAGUUUUGAGAUCCGGCAGUGCUUGAUUUCACCAGCCGAAGUAACACCGAUCAUUCAUCGGGUACUUCGGACACCAAAUGUAAGUUGAAAUGACAUUCGAAACACAAUUGUGUUGGAGAUCGUGCUAUGGCAACUGAAAUUUUUUGCUAAAGGAGAAAAGGUAGUGUCUGACUGCUCGUUUUUCCAACGGGCCUGAGCCAACACUAAGCGUGCAAUUUAAUGUUAGAUGGCACAAUUUAAUAUACGAAUAUAUGUGGUCCGAAAGGACAAGAAGCGUCAUUGUUUGUGUUUUAUUUUUCUUCUUGCUUUUGGCAGUUGUAGGCUUCUUGUAUGCGAUUUUUGUCAGCCAGCAACCCGAAGUUUUUAUUUUACGGUGUGAAAAUACGUUCAGUCCCUCAGCAGGAUGUAACAGGGUGUAUACGAUAACUGAACAUACAGUAUGCUACCAUAACGUUGGACCUGAAAUGCAGAUCUGUAACAUGCAGCAUUGCAUUGAACCACUGCUGUGUCGACAACAGCACUAACAAAAGUAGAUUUGUAUUAUUUGAGAAUCGUAGGGAUGUGCUUGCUUUUUCUCAUGGUGAUCUGCUCCAAAUUAACUUUUCUGAACCGGUUCGAAAUGAUAUUUUGCACUGCUGCAGAGCUGAACUUGAACGGAACCAGAAAAAAUAACGGUUCCGAUCCCUGCUUAUAGGUAGGUAGGGUUCCGGGUAUUCGGAGUUUAUAUUUUGCAUAUUUAGAGGAUGUUUUUCAGAUGUUGUUAUGGUCUGAGGAUUCAGAGUUUUUCGUCUUUUAUUUAUCGUGUCUGUGUUAAUAUCCCAAGUUCAGGAGUCAUUCCAACCUUGUCAGCCUACUGUAACACAUGUCGCCCUCUGUCUGAAAUACGUGGUAGCCUCUCCUUCGGGGUAGUCUGAGGGUCAAGUGCCACAGUCAUAAUAAUGAGAGGACAUACAUGUGUUUGACUCUACUCAUGACACAAAUCUCGAUCAUUAUCGGAUAAGUGAAUUGUCAUAUUAACGGGGUGGAUUUACAUGGCGAUGAAACAGUUCCCAAGAAAACCGGUGAUAAAGUGAGCAUGUCGGAUUAACGGGGGUCAUGCUACGGUAUGCGCUCCCAACGCAUCAAGCCCUCAUUCAGAAUGGCUCCCUUUAGUUUGAACUCUGCUUUAUUCGAACAAAUCCUUGGUCCCCUUCAGGUUCAGAUUAAUAGGAUUGCACUCAAUGGGGUCACUAGGGUAUGCGUCAUCUGGUGUGAGACCUGUUUGCACCCACCCCCCCUCCAUUAACGGAUCCCUUUUCGCAGCAGGCGAUACACGAUAAAUACUGCACCACAUGCAUAAAAAGAAUCACAUGCUCGCAGAGGGCGCUUCACGUCUUUGGCGCCACUACGCUGCAGAGACGGGGAGGAGGCUGGUUAUAUUUCUCUCUAGUUAGUCUGCUACUGGUGAGAUGUCUGUACACCUGUGCACUGCAAGUGUUCUGUCACUCUGAAUUUUCACACCUUCGGAGCUUUUACUACAAAUAGAGCAGUGCUUUGGAGAUGUCUCCUUGUUUUAUGUUUUGGUGUGCAGUCUUCCUCUAUUCAUAUUUAGAAAUUUAGAAAUUUUUAACCUCCUUUUGCACUCAAUCUCCUGAUCUGAGUCUUGAGUUUGACUGGUGAUUCCUUAGUAAUCACUGGCCAUGAACUAUGACAUGUGACUUGUAUGUAUAGUGUGCAUGAUCAAUAGAAGUCCUAAGCGCAGCAAAAACAGGCCAGAAAAAGAUUAGCCAGCUGCAAAAGCCAUAUCAUACACAAAGAGCCAAAGUAUGAGCUCUCUCAUCUACUGUUCUACCUAUGUUCUACACUAAAAAAUUCAAACCUAUUGGUUUUUAGACAGCACUAGUGGCAAAAUGCUACAUAGCACUAGUGUGUUUUGAAAUUGAUUAUUUUGUACCUUUCGUUAUACAGUGAGCUUGAGAUAUGUGCACCUUGAAUAAAACUUGUCCAGUUUGUGGUGCACACCUAUCUCUACAAGCAGAGACACAAGAAACAGUGCUUGCAAGGUUGAGGUAUUUUGUGCAGCUACAACAGUGCAGCUCACGUGCAUAAGUUUGCAUGUGCACCAAGGCAGGGCUCAUGUAUGUGUGCUGCUCUGAUUUAUUUCAAAUGUUCAGCAAUGUGGUUUGUCCAAUGUCCAGUACAGAAGUUGUCGUUACGGUUGACAUGCUGGAUGGAUAGAUGUGGGUUAUGAUGGGAUGGCAAUUAAGGCCACCGUGAUAUAGAUAUUUGCUUCAUCAAUGACUGCUUUAAGUGCAUAAGCAAUGUAUACAUUGUAUUUAGUAUGUUCUCAAUUGCAAUCGACAGAGGGCCCGGGGUGUCAUGUACCGAACUCUGACACUACAAUAGUAUGUAGAGGUGUGUGUCUGGGCAAAAGUUGGGAAACGCACAUUGAUGUCGUAAAGGAGCCCCAAAGCAGACGCUUGUAGCCAUGGAGCUCGCUCUUGACCUUGUCGAUACAUUGAAAGCUCCAGCCACAUUUAUGAUGCACAAUUUAUGGCAUGUAAUGUGUGAUAUGAUAACAGUUAUGUUCUGUGUUAUCGAGCAACAUGCAUAACUGUGGUCACCCACUGUCAGGGAUGCAACAUAGUAUGUGCUAUCUCCUAGGCUACCUUGUGUUCUCCAUUGUCAUACACAAUGUUUCAUAAAAUAUGUUGCUAUGUUAUAUUUGAUACAUGUGUUAUAUUAUGUACUAUGUAUUAUAAAAUAUGUCCUGAGUAUAAGUUCAAGGUUGGAAGCCAUUUUUUGUGCUUGUGGAAUUGAACCUACAACUUGAUAGUAUUGUUUGUUGAGUGGAGUUAUACACCACCUGCCCUCUAAGGCACUGAUCUGAUUUAAUAUCAACCUUGGUAAAAAAAAGAAGUUAUUGAAUUGUAUGGUAAGUGCUCAAAUGCAAUCGACAGCACAAUUCUUUUUCACUACUUUUUGUGUAUUUGCAAAGUAACGAGGUUCCUGCAGGUUAUACCAGUACAGCCAGGUAAUAAUAAUAAGCAGCAUAUAAAUAACAUGCAGGAGGGUCGUAACAGGAGGAACAAGGGUGUACACCUUCUUAACCCAUCCGCUGCCAUAAUUCUCAAUUGCCUGUAAGUUUAAUAAUAGUGCCUAACUUUUUAACCCUUAUAGUAGUAGUCCAUCCUGCUAAGCUGAUACCACUGUCUAUAUCAUUCGUUGUAUGUUUUUUUUUCUUUCUUUUUUUCAAUGUGAUAUCUUCUUGUUUGGUUGUAUUUGAUGUUUUGUUUUACUGCCAUCAAAUUGGCAUUGGCUACUGUACAUUUGAGUGAACGUCUUUGUAGAUUACUGAGAUGACUGAAUUUUUGCCAGCUUACUGCGUGCAACGGCCAUAGUCUAUUUUUAUGAGAUAUGUAUUUGGCCAACGAAGCCAUGCACUAAUGUGCAUUUGUUUCUUCUGCAUACAGUGAAAACGUUCAUUAAUGUGGCAUGUAGCUCAGUAAGCAGUUUUGUUUCUUAGCAAAGUGUACUGCUGUCAUAUUGUGUUAGGGGAGUUAUGUUUCUGGUGCAUUCCAGCAGCACGUUGUCAGAGAAAGCAGUAAACAAAUAACUACUUUUGUGUUACGCAUUUAGCGUGUUACAUUCCCUUGAGCAUGGGACACUUGGAGAGAUGGCAUUAUAUAGGGCUUUUUAUAUACAGAAGCUAUGAGAGCAGCAUAGAUGUCGUUUUUUUUUUUUUUCAUUUCAGUUAUACAGCCAGGUGGGUAUCCUCUCGAAAGAGAGUAUGUAACUACGAAGGCGAGUCAAAUGAAAGUCAUAUUUUUUUUCCCCUGAUAAUAUUCAACAAACAAGGUAUACAAAGACAUAAUUUUUCUAUGUUGUCUCCAUGGUGUUCAAUAUAGGUCUUCCAGCGCUUUGGAAGUGCUGCGAUGCUUUUAGAAAAAGAAAGAAAGGCUGUGUGCGCAACCAAUCGUGCACUUCGUCGUCGGCAAAUGAAACACUUGCCUUCCAUUGCUACUUUGAGCAGUCCAAUGAUGUGGUAGUCACACGGGGCAUGGUUGGGGAAUAUGGCAGGAGUGGCAGACAUUCCAAGUGCAGCUUUUGAAUUUUUGAGACAGUUGAACACUUGGUAUGAAGAAGAGCAUUGUCGUGCUGCAACAGAACGUCCAUCUCAGCAGUCCAUGCUGUUUGGACUUGAUGGAAGGGUGAAGGUGGAAGAUCUGUGUAUGUUGCACUGGUCACACUGGUGCCAUCUCAUGGUGUAGUGCCACAAAAUCACACCAUUUGCAUCCCAAAAAGAGAGUAGGCAUUACCUUCCCCGCUGAUGGUUUAGUGUGGAAUAUUUUCGGGUUCAGUGACGUGAUAUGCCACCAUUCUUUGCUCGCUCUCUUUGUUUCUGGCUAGUGUUAGUGCACCCAGGUUUCAUCUUCUGUUACGAUUCUUCCCAGAGAGCCCUCGCCUUCUGCCUUGAAGUGUUGUAAUAGCGCUUGACAGGCAUCCACACGCCGUUUCUGCUGUCAGUUGGCAAGGCAUCUACCUUGCGGACACUCUGUGGAGCUGAAGGAGAUCGUAGACUAUGUGGUGUGCUGACCAACAGAGGUGGGCAAAUACCCUCACGAUCUUUGCCCUCACCUCAGUUUCUGUCACAGAUGUUUUUCCUCACCUCACCUCAUUUUUUGGGGAACUUCAUUCCUCACCUCACCUCAACUUCCCUUUUAAAAUUAUUUUCCUCCCCUCACCUCAGUUUGUUUCUGAAAAAUAUUCCUCACCUCAAGAUUUUUCAGAACACUUUUCCUCACCUCACCUCAUUUUUUUCUGAAAAAUUUUCCUCACCUCACCCUUUCUGAAGUAUCUUCCUCACCUCACCUCACCUCAACCUUCUUUCUAAAUUAUAUUCACUUGUUAUAAUUUUUGCCUCGUCGAGCCUACCUUAACCUGUUUCUGUAAAACGUUUUCACUUCGCAAUUGCUCUUUCGAUUAGGAGUGGCGUCGCUCAUAGCCACAGUUGCUUCGCGGCGCUAACACAGAAUAAAAAAACUAUUAGGAGCGGGUAGGUGUAUACGUUGUAGUUGGCUUUUUACUGCUUCAUUGGUUGAUUCCUGACAACAAGUUACAAGUACCCACAACUAAGAUUCAUUACCUUGGUUGGUUCGCCCUUCUUGAAACAAGUGUCCACUACAUGUACGAUCAGUAAAAAUUGGACGUAGGGUGCAUGGGUAGAGAAGUUGCACAAAGCGAGCAAUUUUGAACAUGAGAGAACUGUUGUUCUGGCUGGAAACAGGCUGGAACAACAUUGAAUUUUGAGUUUGUUUUUCAUGCUGGCAAGGCAGGAAUGGCUUUUAUAGAGUAUCGCUCAAGCGAGAAUGAUAAUGGAGAUGCGGAAGUUGUUUUCGGGAUGGUAUGCAGCUAUACUUCGAAUUACUUGUACAUUUUGCAUUUUUGUCUGUUAUGACUUUAUAUUAUCAAUCAAUAUUAUUUAAAUAGCAGACGUAUUCAUUUGUAGCCGGAAUUCGGGGACCUUUUCUUCAAGACCCUUGUUUUAAAGCAAUCAGGUACACGUGCUAUACAGAUUACUAUAGUGACUUAUGUGUUGACUCACUAAUUAAAUUACUUUAUGUAGACACAGACAUCUUGUGCCUUUUCACCUAACUUCAUUGCCGUACUAAAAGCUCAAUAUUUCAACUUGUGGCAAUAUGGAAUAUAUGCCAUUAUUUGCGCUUACUGCACUUAAAACCCGUGUUUUUGCUUCCAUUUCAUACAUCAGUCUCUGACAAGGUCAUUGGUUGUCAUGUACUAUAUCGUUCCAAAUAAUACGUGAAAGACAUCUGCUUACAGACUGACUAGUUUGGCUUUGUUGAAAUCUAAACACUCAAAGCAUACGGAACUAUAAUGACUUGUUCAUGUGUCUCACAUGAUGUAUGGGACUCAAAUGACUGGUUUGAUUGUAUUGAAAUCUAAGCUCAAUACAUAAAGCACACAUAAGCUAUAUUCACUUGUGCGUGUAUCUAACACGUGUAUCAUGUAUCUGACUCAACUGAAAGUCUGAAACUAACGCGCUUACAGCGAACACAUUUUGGUGUAGAGAGCCUAUGCUCACAGUACAAAAAAAUUUCUGCUACAUUGGUAAUAAAAGAAGCUGGCUCUCGGUGCCCUUUUAAGAGAUCGUGCAAUUGAAAAUAGCCGCUCCACAUGUCCUCAAUAUCCCUCUCAAAAAAGUUUUAUCACCUCACCUCAAUCUCAAUUUUGGAAUUUUUUCCUCACUCACCUCACCUCACCUCAACGUGCUUGUCAAAAAAUUUUCCUCACCUCACCUCAACCUCCCUCUCGAAACAUUUUCCUCACAUCACCUCAAUCUCUUUUGAGAAUUUUUCCUCACCUCACCUCACCUCAAUUUUUCUUUUAGAAAUGUUUAGGGUGAGGGCACCCUCACCCUCAUUUGCCCUCGUGAGGAAUGCUCACCUCUGCUGACCAAUGGCUCAUACCAAGACGUGUGCCUAUUUCAUCCACUUUUAUGCGGCGAUUUUCCUUCGCGAUAGUCUCAGCUGCUGCGCAAUGUGUUCUCUCCACUCGGCAUGCCUGACCUAGUUAUGGCGAACCGGUUACUGAAUGCUCCAUCUUGGAGCUUUCUCGUCCACUCAUAGACUUGUGACAGUGACAAACAUGCAGUACCGUACUGAAUACUCAUUCAUCGGUGAAUUUCAAUGGGUUUCAGCCCUUCACUGUGCAGGAAACGAAUGACAGUACGUUGCUCCUCUGCUCGUACACUUUUCCUCGUCGUUUCUACGUCGCACUGGCCCUGCACUGUCUUUUUCUGUCAAAUUUCAUGAGGUCCAAUUUAGGAAGUCGUACUGCCACAUGAUCCUGUGUCUGUGAGGUUUGGUUAGAUUGAGGAGCUUUCGGACAUUGCAGAAUUAUUCCAUCGGUAGUGGCGUUGGGUGUUCCGGCAAUCGUUGACGGAGCAUUCCUCAUUGCCGACAAGAACUCCUUUGUCUUGAACGUUAUGGUGCCAAUUCAGUUCUGAUAAUCUAUUUGUCUGGUGUAUUCAUCUUCGAACUCAUCCUCUGUGAGUAGUGUUUCUAUCUUGCUGUUUACAUCCAUACCCUCGUACAAGAUGACUACCUCAAAUUCAUAACUUAACUCUUCAAUUAGGGGAUUCUGGGCAUUUUUGUUGAAAGCCAUUCCAUUUUUAAAGAAUCCUAAAAUGCAAAUCCUGAAACACCUCUGAAAUUAGUCGUCUUGGUACAUACACUCUUCGAAAGGAUGCCCCCCUGGCCGUACAACUUGGCUGCAACUUGGCUGCAACGCUGCAAAAACUACAUGUAUGCUGCUGUCAUAGUUUUUUUAAUAUAAAAUCUGUCAGUGAAUUUAAAAAGAAGAAAUACUGUAGAGUACGGGCUUGUUUUUAUUUGUCGUGCUAAAACCACCACCUACAGAAAUUAAGCAGUUCUGUAUAAUUGUAGCUCUUCUGGUAUAUUAAACACACAUUGUGGGAGAAAAUAACUGGGAAUAGCAAUAUAGCGCAGGAAGUCUGGCACCAAUUAUGUAUUCUAUGACGUUUUGCGAUACAGGAAUGUAUGACAUCUAAGAGCACUGUACGGUUCAACAUAGUAAUGCCAACGGUAAUGUGCAUGCGACUAAAUUGUACAGUUGCCAGAUCAAAAUGCUCACAUAAAGACUCACUGAAACAGCCUUCCUCACAUUUGUGGCACAAGCUCUACCUUUAUUCCUUGUGAUUUCAAAUUGAGGGCUGUGACAAGCGGCAAUUUUUAAACAAGGUGAACAUAUAUGCUAAACCUGAGAUUAAACGUAAAGGGUUAUUAUGGAGUGAAUGUCUUGUCUAGACACCAACUGUAAGAAGGAACAGUGUAUGACUGAUUCACUUCCUCUUUGGCCGUGUUAUGCUCUAUGCUUCCAUCACUUCCCCUUUGUUGGGUGUAUUUUCACCUUACAGUGGCUCAUAAGAGCCACAAAAGUCAUUGUUGCCUGCAGUGAGAGAGUGUGGUUAACAAAAGGUCCAGCCAGAGCAAUUACACAGGUGAAUGUUACCUGGUCUGCAUGACAAACUCAUCCUGUCCUGUUCCUUGAUGCAUUGUAGGUUUUUAAAUAUGCCUCACCAUCUCCCAAAGUUUCCAGUCUUUCUUCUUGGUCAUGAGCUUCUCAUGUCCUGAUGUGAGGUAUUUGUGUCUUGGCUAUGCUAAGCAGCUUCAUGUGAGUAGGUUGUACAGAAUAGUUAAGUCCGUUCAUUAUUUUGUGAGAUUUUAUAUUUACAUAUGGCUACUGUACACUAUUUAUUUCAAAGUGCAAUGUUGACAUUUCUGAUGAAACAUUAGCAAAUUAACAUUAUUUAUCUUAAAUGUAGAUCUGUUUUCCUUUCAUUCAAUGAUGAAUGUAUGUGGUUGUAUAAUGUGCAUUGUGGCGCAGGACUUGCAUCUUUGGACAGCUCUCUGUAUGUUAUUUACUUGUUACAAUUUCUAGUUUUUCAAUUUUGAAUUCCUUUUUGGUAUAAUAUAAAGAGGAUAAAUGCAAAUUU